Molecule: messenger RNA, 1009 nt
Organism: Austrofundulus limnaeus
Lineage: Eukaryota; Metazoa; Chordata; Actinopteri; Cyprinodontiformes; Rivulidae
Product: ribonuclease UK114
Exons: 6
Coding region: 59-469 (136 amino acids)
Cellular component (GO): mitochondrion; cytosol
Molecular function (GO): deaminase activity
Source: RefSeq, a predicted model, not a curated record
GAUUUGCUUGCCUCAGACUUUGUUAUUCCCACUCAAUCUGCCUUUAUUCGUCGGUGAAAUGGCUGCACUGAUCAGGAGGAUCAUCAGCACAGCUAAAGCUCCAGGUGCCAUCGGUCCAUACAGCCAAGCGGUGGUGGUGGACCGGACGAUGUACAUAUCAGGACAGCUGGGGAUGGAUCCUGUUAGUGGGCAGCUGGUGGAUGGUGGGGUUCAGGCACAAACCAGACAGGCUCUGCUGAAUAUGGGUGAAAUACUUGGAGCUGCUGGCUGCAGUUACGAGAACGUUGUCAAAACUACAGUGCUGCUGGCUGACAUGAACGAUUUCACAAGUGUCAACGAUGUCUACAAGCAGUUUUUUAGCACCAAUUUCCCAGCCAGAGCUGCUUAUCAGGUCGCUGCCCUGCCUAAAGGUGGACUGGUUGAAAUCGAGGCAGUUGCUGUUUUGGGCCCUCUGAGCGACGCCUCCUAACAAAUACAGAAACAAUAAAAACACAUACGAUAUGAAGAAACCUGAAGYAUGAGUGCUGAUUUAGGUGGUCCACAAAAACCAACAAAACAAACCUAUCUAAAGAAACUAUUUUAGCUUCUUUUAAACCAAAUGUAUUUUGUUCUGAAGACAGACUUGUUUCUCAUGUAAUCAUGGAGCGUGUAACCUAACAGACUGGCAGUGCUCAGGCUCGGAGCACUUUCUCUUCUCAUUAACAUUGAUGAGACGGGUUUGAAGACAACACAGUGUUUUCAGCUCCUGCUGCUCACGUUUCUCUCACAAUAGCUGUAACCUUGUUUGUUGUCUUGAAUUACCUGAUCUGCCUUUAUAUCCACCAUGCAAACCCAGGACAGUCUGUCAUUAUUGAUGAUCAGAAAUAACUAAUAAGUGAUUUUUUUUAACAAAAAUACUUGUGUAUGUUGAUGGUUGGCCUUGUGUUCCAGAAGACUUCCUGUUACUGAACACAAGCCAGUGUUGGUUAAAUUCAAAAAGUGGUUACAAGUAAAUUAAAURGGAACAUGA